AUGAAGACCGUCUCGCUCCUCUUCCUCUCCUUCCUCCUGGGCGUGAGUGAUGUUCAGGGGGGGUCAGAGUUCAGGAUAUGUGCUUUCAACCUUCAUCACUUUGGAGACUCAAAGGCCAAGAAGAGCGAUGUCAUGCUAACUCUGGCCAGAAUCAUCACUCGCUGCGACAUUUGUUUGCUUCAGGAGGUGAGAGACGCCAAGAACACAGCUGUACAACAGCUGCUUCAAACAAUUAAAAGCUAUGAUGGUGACCACAAGUACGAAAUGGUGGCCAGUGGGAGGCUGGGCAGGUCCGAUACGUACCAGGAACAGUACGUGUUUAUUUACAGGUCGGACACAGUAAUGGUCACAGAUCAGUAUCAGUACCCAGACGAUCUACCAGGAGAUGAAGACGCUUUCUCCAGAGAGCCUUUUGUUGUUCGCUUCAAAGCCCCAAGGACAAUUAUAAAGGACUUUGUCCUCAUUCCUCAACACACAACUCCAACCAACACCACCAAAGAGCUCGACGCUCUGUAUGACGUUCUGCAAAAAGUGAGGGAGAUGUGGAAAGUUGAGAAUGUGAUGCUUCUCGGGGACUUUAACGCCGACUGCGGCUACCUCGCCAAGAAGAACAGGAAGAACGUGCGCCUGAUCACAGACCCCAACCUCUAUUGGCUCGUACCAGAAAACAGUGACAGCACCGUCAAACAGAGCACUUCCUGCUCCUACGACAGGAUCGUUGUGCACGGAGAGACGUUUAACAGAGCGGUUGUUCCCUCUUCUGCCCAGCCGUUUAAUUUCCAACAGGAAUUCAAACUGACCGAGGAGCAGGCGCUGGACAUCAGCGAUCAUUACCCGGUGGAGGUCCUGCUGAGGGUCGCUGGCUCCAGGUUUUUACCCGGAGGAGCUCCGUUUACAACACACACUCCUCUGUUUGCCUUCAUCCCCCUCAUCCUCCAUGAAUUGUUGUGGUAA
Messenger RNA from Nematolebias whitei (Rio pearlfish), 954 nucleotides. It is a transcript of the gene dnase1l1, whose product is annotated as deoxyribonuclease I-like 1. Gene Ontology annotation, molecular function: DNA nuclease activity. The transcript has 8 exons. Gene Ontology annotation, cellular component: nucleus. Gene Ontology annotation, biological process: DNA catabolic process. Lineage: Eukaryota; Metazoa; Chordata; Actinopteri; Cyprinodontiformes; Rivulidae. The record is from RefSeq and is a predicted model, not a curated record. The coding region runs from base 1 to 954 and encodes 317 amino acids.